Molecule: messenger RNA, 2381 nt
Organism: Pseudophryne corroboree (corroboree frog)
Lineage: Eukaryota; Metazoa; Chordata; Amphibia; Anura; Myobatrachidae
Product: zinc finger protein with KRAB and SCAN domains 1-like
Exons: 2
Coding region: 125-859 (244 amino acids)
Biological process (GO): regulation of transcription by RNA polymerase II
Molecular function (GO): DNA-binding transcription factor activity, RNA polymerase II-specific; RNA polymerase II cis-regulatory region sequence-specific DNA binding
Source: RefSeq, a predicted model, not a curated record
CAGGGUUGUGUUGUCCUAAAUAGUGAGUACAGCCCUAAGGGACAGACACAAAGAGACAGCAGGUCUGCAGGGCAACAUUCCAUUUUGAAAAGAGGUUGAACCAUUAAGACAUUUUGACCAGAACAUGGUAGAUAAGGAUACUUCUUCACCUUUGAAGAGCAAGGAAAGCUGUGCAGAUGUUACAGAAAACAUUCAAGAGAGAGAAUCAUCUGAAGUAGUGUCACAAGAAGAUCUUUCAGAUGAUGAUGGAGACCAGGAAGCCAAAGAUGAGGACACUGAAAACAAGUACUCAGAAAAUAAAAAAGUCGACAUAAGGGAAGAUAAAGUGACGGGCGAGAAAUUAGAAGAUGAAGAACAAUGUAAGAAAGAUAACUUGUCUGGUGGCAAGAAGCAAGAAUCUCAUGCUAGGAAGAGCAGACGAGCACAGCAAAGGAAGAACCUUUUGGCCACGUGUCGAAAAUCUAUCAAAGAUCAACCACAAGAGACCAAUCCUACAACACAGGAAAAGCCACAGAAACUCUACUUGUGUCUAGAGUGUGGGAAGAGUUUUAACCACAGCUCAACACUAGCAAGGCAUAAAAGAGACCACAGAGGAGAGAAACCGUACAGCUGUAUAGAAUGUGGAAAAAGUUACACACGAAGUUCCAACUUGGUGAUACAUCAGAGAACACACACCGGGGAGAAACCAUAUGAAUGUACUGAAUGCGGAAAAAGCUUCAAUUGCUGCUCUGCUCUAGUGGCUCACUAUAAAUGCCACACUGGUGAACGCCCAUAUACAUGCAUUGAGUGUGGGAAGAGCUUUCGAGAUCGAUCUACAUUAGUGGUCCACCAAAGGAUCCACACAAAUGAGAAACCUUGAAUGCAGAAAGAGUUUUGCGCGAGGUGUACGCCUUGUAAAGCACAAGAAGACGCACACAGGUUUUCGUCUGUACACGUGUGAAGACUGUGGAGUCGGUUACACAAGUCAUUCCAGUUUAUGUAAACAUCAGAGAGUCCACAAAGGGAUUAAAUGCUACAUCUGUUCCAACUGCGGGAAAUCCUUCACCCGAAAAUCCUACCUUGCAAGACACCAAACAACACAUAAAAGGGAGAUGCCUUUCUCCUGCCCAGAAUGUGGAAAGUGCUUCACUCAGGGCUCCAGCUUAGUUAUACACCAGAGAACACACACAGGGGGCAAGCCCUAUGCCUGUUUAGAUUGUGACAAGACUUAAGGGGGCACGAGACCUCACACUCAAGGGAGAGACCGUAUGUAUGUGGAGCAUGCGGAAUGUACUACAUGCAGAACACAGCUCUUAUAUCACAUGAGAGGACUCACAAAGUGGAGGAACAUUCUGAAUGUGAGAAAGAUUCUGUAGCCCCUUGUUUGUCACCAAAAAGCCCAUAUUGGCAAAUCAGGUCACACAGAGAGCCGAAGAUGCUUGUAGGUUGGUUACAGCUCAGAAACUGAAUGUCCAAAGUUCUGCAAAUCUACUUCUGUAUUGGUCGUUUUCUCUCCCACUGGAAUGUUAUGAAAUUCAGCUCUUAGAUAUGUGAUGUUUACUAAAGUAACCAAAUCUGCAAGUAGAUAUGUGGAGACUUCAUAGAAGACAUGUUGAAACCAAUUUGUUGGUGGAUUUGAGUCUUCUUUAUAAUGUACAACCAUCAGGAAUGUAUUAUAUACCUUUAAUUUACAGUACUAUGUCUCCUUCCUUAAGAUGGCCUAUGUUGUAUGCAAAAUCAUAAGUGUUUGGCUGUCAUACUACAUUCUCAUUAACACAGAGAAACCACACACAUUACUUACUAGUAGGCAGUUAUGGUUUUCACAGCACUUAAAUGAGAUGAAAGUUGAAGCCUGUUGGCUCUGCACUAAUAUUUAAUGAUCGACCAGGCAUGUAUAAUUUAUUUGAGUAGAUGCAAUAGAUCUUGCUAAAUGGAUUGUAUUUAUUAUGCUUAAUACAGAUAUGUUUUGCAUUUUCAAACCAGUGCUAAGUAACAUAUCACUUGGUCUGUUUAGAGAGCAUUUCUAGCAUGUACUAUUUUUAUUACUUCUUGUUAACUCGAUAUUGACCCGAGACCAGUGAAAAUGGUUCAAAUAAAUAUUCUCAGAGGAAUCUUCGACAAACGUAGGUACGCAUGAGUUUCAAUAUUAGAAACCAGUCUGAGUGAAUCACCCUCUGACAAAGUCCAAGUGACGAAACGUGUUAGGACGGGGCCUAGCACUCUAUGAUUACAUAUCGAGCUGUGUUGCACACGCUGUAUGCCAUAUGUGUUGAACAUGCUGGAGCACUGAUACUGUGAAGCUUUUUAUACUUACGGUGGUUCAGACCGCCACCGUUGGUACAUUAGUCAUGACAUUUUUGUGAUGCUUGAAUAAAUCAGUUUUAAUGGAUUCAUGCACUAUA